Messenger RNA from Microcebus murinus (gray mouse lemur), 842 nucleotides. The record is from RefSeq and is a predicted model, not a curated record. NCBI's taxonomy places the organism in Eukaryota, Metazoa, Chordata, Mammalia, Primates, Cheirogaleidae.
UUGACUGUGAAAGUCCAAGUGAAGUAGAAUCUUAAUUGCUUAAGUCAUAAUUCCAGUUCUGAUGUUUCUUGACAUUAUUGCAGAGAAUAUCCAACAUGUGCUUCCCAACAAUACAACUAAACAUUCCAACAGCACUGUGAAACCAACAACUGCACCUUCCUCAGUCGUGAGCACUAUGAAACCCACGGCAGCAUCUAAGACGACAACAUCAGCGGUGGUCUCAACAAAUAUGACUUCUACCACCUUAAAGUCUACGCCCAAAACAAAUGUUACACAAAGUACAUCUCAGGUGUCAACAUCCACAGUGACCACAACCCACAAUACUUUGGUGACGUCUCUUUCUUCAUCAAUAACAGUCACAGCAACUAUUCAUUCUAAAGAAAAUAAAGGAUCAAAAUUUGAUACUGGGAGCUUUGUUGGUGGUAUUGUAUUAACACUGGGAGUUUUAUCUAUUCUUUACAUUGGAUGCAAAAUGUAUUACUCAAGAAGAGGCAUUCGGUAUAGAACCAUAGAUGAACAUGAUGCCAUCAUUUAAGGAAUCCAAGGACCAAGGAAAGAAGACAAAUUGAUUUAGCCCUAUCAAAUAAUUUUGACUUACUAAUAGUUUAAAACCAUAUUCUCUUCUUGAAAAUAGUAUAAACAGGCCAUAAAUAUAAUAUACAAUGUAUUACAUAAAUAUGCAAAGAUUCCUCAGGAUUACUAAAGGUAAAAAGGGUUUGGUUUGGGUUUUUUAAUAAGCAGCUGGAGCUUACAGUCAGUUAAUGCAAUGGUUACAUCCACUUCUAGCAAAUUCAUAGUAAAACACAUCCUGUCCCUUUUGUGUGGCAUUGGUCACAUAGGAC